Quercus robur (English oak) is the source of this 2215-nucleotide messenger RNA. RefSeq names its product protein WVD2-like 6. Bases 329 to 1687 code for a protein of 452 amino acids. Gene Ontology annotation, molecular function: microtubule binding. Lineage: Eukaryota; Viridiplantae; Streptophyta; Magnoliopsida; Fagales; Fagaceae. The record is from RefSeq and is a predicted model, not a curated record. The transcript is spliced from 9 exons.
UUCAAAUCCUUAAAUUUUACUAACCUUUUUCUUUUUCCUUAAAAAUUAAGAAAAAACAAAAAAACACAAAAAACACAAACUAUAAUAAAAAUAUUCCAAAUUUUUUUGAAUCCGACAGAUCCUUCGUUAGGGUUCGGAUCCUCCGAUCCAUUGUCACCAUCUUCAUUAUCAUCUUCUGUCUCUCUCUUUCUCUCUCUCUCUCUCUCUCUCUCUUUCUCUCUCGGUUUUGGAUGUGGUCCAUAGAUCUUUCAAAGCUUCUACUUCAAAUGGAGAUUUAAUAAUUGCUGCACGCUUUUUUUUUUUUUUUUUUUUCAGUACUGUUUGAGUGAUGGACUCAGAUAAUCUUGUACCCAUUGCUGGGGUUGAGGCAACCCAUCAAAAUGGUGUUUAUGGCCAAAUUCCUAUUGUUGGAGACGAUGGCGUUGUUUUGGAUAAUGUCAAUUGGACUGUCAUUAAAGGUUCAGAUACUGCAGUGCCAAAUGGGAAUUUAGAGAACGUUGUCAAGUUGUAUGAUGAUGCAACUAUUAACUCAUCUACUGGGGAACUUGAUGAGGGUUCAAAUGUCCAGCUAGAAAGCAAUGGCUUGACAACUUUUAAGGAUGGGGAAGUGAAAAACGAAGAUCAUUCAAAGCAGUCCAGACCUCAAAAGGCUCUAGGCAAGAGCAAGAAUGAGAAGCCCUUGAGCCUUAAAAGUGCUUCAGCAGCUUCCGUGAUGAAGAAAAAAGAUGGAAAAGAUGUGGAAGGAACAUCCACUUCAAAUGGUUCAGUUGGUUUGAUUUCACUCUCAAAACAGCCUUCUAACAGCAGAUCUUUCAACGGAAGACAGCUAUCAGAUAAGUCUGAUGCAGCAUUGUCUGUAGGUCUCAUGGAUAAGACAAAAGUGAAGCCCUUGAAAAAAGGACCUGGUGGUAAAGCUGAAGACAUACAACCUUCCUUAAGUCCCACAGGAGAAGAUGGGAAGUCUCGCAAGGUUGGCAUGCUUCCAAACUAUGGGUUCAGUUUUAGGUGUGAUGAACGAGCUGAGAAACGGAGAGAGUUUUACUCUAAACUUGAGGAAAAGAUUCAUGCAAAGGAAGUAGAGAAGAAUAACUUGCAAGCCAAGUCCAAGGAAACACUAGAAGCUGAGAUUAAGAUGCUCAGGAAGAGUUUGACCUUUAAAGCAACACCCAUGCCAAGCUUCUAUCAGGAGCCUCCACCUCCUAAGGUGGAGUUGAAGAAGAUACCAACAACAAGAGCUAAAUCUCCCAAGCUUGGCCGAAAGAAGGGCUCUGAGACUGAAGGGAAUAGUAGCAGUGUUGGAACUGGCCGCCUUAGUUUGGAUGAGAAAGUGCCCAGGGAAAAACCUGCCCGAGGUCUUUCUCCCAUCAAUCAGAAGAAGCCACACCGAAAGUCUCUUCCUAGACUACCUUCUGAAAAGACCACUUUAUCUAAUGCAACUAAUGCAGAAAAAAGCACUUCAUCUAAAGCUUCACAUGAGGAAAAGAUCACAUUGCCCGAUGCAACAGAUGAAGAGCAGACUGCCAUGUCCAAUGCCACAGAUGAAGAUAAGAUCAAUGUGUCCAGUGAAACAAAUGGACGUCCAUUUAUUACUGAAGACCAGGAGGUAGUUCCCACAGCCGAGCCAAGUGAAAUUCAAGAACAUAAAGAUUAUGAGGCAGUGGUAGAAGAGCAGGCUCAACCAACUUGAUUCAAAAACCCGCACCGCUGCAGCAUUAAACAAAAUGCAGCAAUAGAAUGGAUGCGCACUUACAGAGCCCUCUCAAUUUCAUGAAAAUAAGAGGUAUAAGACCUGAAUUAUUUGACGAUGAAGGUGAAAAAAAUUUGCAUUAUGGUUUGUGAUGUCAUCCUGUCCAUAGUCAGCAGCAUUGGUUGUUUUGUGUGCUUGCUUUCUAGGUUGCUGGUCUUGCAUUAGAGUUUUGCAUUCCAGCUUGCAGCACUGUAUGUAACUAUUUGUCAGUGUCAGGUUAUUUUAAUUUAUAAUUGUUCAAGAAUGUAUUAGUUGCCUUGUCUUUUGGAAAUGUUUGGGAAAAUUUUGGGAGGAUCUGCCAUUAGAUAGUUAAGGAUGAAAUGUAUUGUUUGUCUAAGCCUAUUCUGUUGAACAAAUGGGUAUUGUUUACGAAGGCUGAUUUUGUGCUGGGACAUCCUUGAUAACUGUUUGAACUUGUUUAGUUGUUCUGUAUCAUAUAUUUGUUAGUUUCUUAAUUUCAACCACAAA